UCGGGAAUCUGGAGCUCUUGACAGGAAGAGUUCGUGGAGUGGAAGACGUACAAGUUCCGAUCGGCUGGAUGUACGGAGAACCGAACUAAGAAGGUUCAUUUUUGGGGAUUUAUUUGUAAUCAAGUUCUGAUAGAAUCAAAACGACAUCAAACAGCUUGUCGUAUGAAAAAAUAGGUUUCUGACGAUCCUUUCCGAGAGGAGUUGUUAAUGGCCAGACAGAUACGGAAGUAGGGUCUGGAUGUCACGAAUAUCUGCGAUGGAACUGGGGAGGCAAUUGUGUGGCAAAAUGAGGAAGACCAAAAAAACUGAGGCCAUCAUUUCCACCCCCAUGAAAGGAUUAGAGAUCCAUUUCUAUCUGUGUGACAGUCAUCAGCUGGAGUACCUGAGCGGAAGUUAUUUAGUUGAAGAUUUAUGUAUAGAGGCAGCUAAAAAGUGUGGCAUUUCUCCACUGUGUUAUAACCUCUUUGCCCUCUAUGAUGAAAGCAGAAACAUUUGGUACCCACCAAAUCACACCUUCACAAUUGACGAGGGCACAGCAAUAAAGUUACAUUAUCGGAUGAGGUUCUACUUUUCCAAUUGGCAUGGGACUAAUGAGAAUGAAUCGCUGGUCUGGAGACACUCUCUGCACAAGCAGAAAACCGAAUACGGCCCGAAGAAAGUCCCCGAAGGCACACCUCUCCUCGACGCAGCUUCCUUGGAGUACUUGUUCGCACAGGGCCAGUAUGACUUCCUCAAGGGUCUGGCUCCUGUCCGGAGCCCUCAGAAUGAGAACGAAACCCAUGACAUCGAGAACGAGUGUCUGGGGAUGGCCGUGCUUGCCAUUACACAUCAUACCAUGAGAAAGAGCAUGGCAGGGAGCGCGGGAGAAACCAGUUAUAAGAAAUACAUUCCAGAGACUUUGAACAAAGCCAUCAAGCAACGCAACUUCUUGACCCGCAUCAGAAUUAACAACGUGUUCAAGAGCUUUCUCAAUGAGUUCAACAACAAGACUGUCACCGACAGCAAUGUCACCAUGCAUGAUCUGAAAGUGAAGUACCUUUCCACUCUGGAAACUCUCACCAAGCACUUUGGCACAGAAAUUUUUGAGACUUCCAUGCUACAGAUCUGUGUGGAAAACGAGAGCUGCCUGCCGUACAACAAAGAGCAGCCACUGUAUGAAAUACAGGUGUCUGGGAAAAUGGGAAUAAUGUUGAGGGAGAAACCAAUCAAUAUCGUAUUCACUCAAAAAGAAAAAAAUAAAUCCAGAAAGAUCCGGACGGAAAGUAAGAAGAAAAAUGAGAGAAAGAAGGACAAUCUCAGUGAUGGCUGGAAACUCUUCUCUGAAUUCAACAACAUCACCCACAUCGUCCUUAGGGAUUCUACAGUCACCAUUUACACACAGGACAACAAAAGGAUGGAACUUCAGUUGGCAUUCCAUGAUGAGGCCUUGUCCUUUACUGCCCUGAUUGACGGAUAUUUCAGGCUAACUGUGGAUGCCCAUCACUAUCUGUGCACAGAUGUUGCACCCCCAACGGUGGUGCAGAAUCUUCAGAAUGGUUGUCACGGCCCCAUCUGUACUGAGUAUGCCAUUCACAAACUGAGGCAGGAGGGGAAUGAGGAAGGGAUGUAUGUUCUGCGCUGGAGCUGCACUGACUACAACAGCAUCCUCAUGACUGUGGCCUGCAUUGAGUCGGACAGCUGUGAUAUGAGACCUAUCCGCCAGUAUAAGAACUUCCAGAUUGAGAUGGGGAGCCACGGGUACAAACUGUGUGGCACCGACACUUUCCGGUCCUCUCUGAAAGAGCUGUUGGAGCAUCUCUCUGGACAGUAUCUGCGCACCGACAAUGUCAGCUUUCAGCUUAGGAAGUGCUGUCCUCCUCAGCCACGAGAAAUUUCAAACCUGCUGGUGGUGACAAACAACACAGCCCCUGAAACCCAGAGUCCAUUGCAAGACAGCCAGCUGAGCUUCCACAGGAUCUUAAAGGAGGAGAUUGUACAGGGAGAUCAUCUGGGCCUAGGAACAAGGACAAACAUUUAUGUGGGUAUCCUGAAAGUGAAGAGUGAGGAUGAUGAGGAUGGUUUGUACGCUGUGAACGAGGUGAAGGUGGUUCUGAAGGUACUGGGCUCUAGGCACAGAGACAUCUCAAUGGCCUUCUUUGAGACAGCCAGCAUGAUGCGCCAAGUCUCCCACAAACACAUUGCCCUUCUGCACGGAGUCUGUGUGAGAGACAUGGAAAAUAUUAUGGUGGAGGAAUUUGUCGAGUCCGGCCCUCUGGAUGUUUUCAUGCGUAAGGAGCGCAGUCAUUUGACGCCAGUUUGGAAAUUUCAAGUUGCUAAGCAGCUAGCCAGCGCUCUGAGUUACCUGGAGGACAAGAAGCUGACCCAUGGAUAUGUGUGUACAAAGAAUAUUCUCCUGGCCAGGAAGGGGCUGGAGUAUGAAGGGAGUCCUUUCAUCAAACUGAGCGACCCUGGUAUUCCCAUUACUGUGCUCUCAAGAGAAGAAUGUGUGGAGAGAAUCCCCUGGAUCGCCCCAGAGUGUAUUAAGAACACCAGCAACCUCAGUGUGGCAGCAGACAAGUGGAGUUUUGGCACCACGCUGUGGGAAAUCUGCUAUGAUGGAGAAGCACCACUAAAAGACAAGAAACUCACAGAGAAAGAGAGGUUUUAUGCAGCAGAAUGCGCUCUGGUCACACCAGACUGCAAAGAGCUCGCUGAUCUCAUGAAGCAGUGCAUGAACUACGACCCCAAAAAGAGACCCUUCUUCAGAGCAAUCAUGAGAGACAUUAACAAGCUGGAGGAACAAAAUCCUGAGAUUGUUUCUGGUACCAUGCCCAGCCAGGAAGUAGAUCCCACAGUGUUUGAGAAGAGGUUCCUGAAGAAGAUAAGAGAUCUUGGAGAGGGUCACUUCGGGAAGGUGGAGUUGUGCAGAUAUGACCCGGACAUGGACCGCACAGGGGAGCUGGUGGCCGUGAAAUCGCUGAAGCCCGAAAACAAGGACGAGCAGGACACCAACCUCCACAGAGAGAUCGACAUCCUGAAAAGCCUUUAUCAUGAGAACAUUGUGAAAUACAAAGGCAUCUGCAGAGAAGAAGGGAGAACAACGAAGCUUAUAAUGGAGUAUCUGCCAGCGGGCAGUCUGAAGGAGUACCUACCACGAAACAAACAAAAAACUGACUUGAAAAAACUCCUGAAAUACGCUGUUCAAAUAUGUCAGGGCAUGGACUAUCUUGGAAGCCGGAAUUAUAUCCAUCGGGACCUAGCAGCACGAAACGUCCUUGUAGAAAAUGAAAACACAGUGAAGAUUGGAGACUUUGGCCUGACUAAAACCAUCAAAGACAACGAGGGAUACUACACUGUGAAGGAUGAUCUGGACAGUCCUGUUUUCUGGUACGCUCCAGAGUGUUUGGUCCAUUGCAAAUUCUACAUUGCUUCAGAUGUUUGGUCAUUUGGGGUGACCAUGUAUGAACUGCUAACCUACUGCGAGUCUGAAUGCAGCCCAAUGACGAUGUUCUUGAAGAUGAUUGGUCCAGCCCAAGGUCAAAUGACAGUGACUAGACUUGUAAAAGUACUGGAAGACGGAAAACGGCUACCAUGCCCAGCGAAUUGUCCGGAAAUGGUUUACAUGCAAAUGAAGAAAUGUUGGGAGCACGCUCCAGAGAAGAGGAUUGAGUUCAAAGGCUUGAUUGAGGUAUUCGAGGGGCUCAUAGAAAAGAUGUAAAAACAAAAAUUGUCAACUUGACUGAAAGAGAUACAGCGAACAGGAAGUGACGGACAUACAGAAGACAUGAUCAUUCUACUGAAAACUCUUUUGUGUUUUCCUAAAAUUUUUAUUUCAUUUAUUUUCAAGUUUCUGCAUGUGGUACCCAGUAAAUGUUAUUUUCAAAUACAGAACAGCAGUAUUUUUUAAGCAUAAAACAGAUACAAGGCUUUUGGCAAUGUUCAUCCUACCAAAUGCUCACUCACUUCCUAGAGACUAAAGAUACCUAAAACUGUUAAUUAUGAUAUUCAGCAGGUCAUUUUAAUCUGUAAAUAUAUCAACAUUUUAGAAAACAUUUUUCAUUAGAUUAGGUCCAUUAUUUUUUUUCCAUUUUUUGUAAUUAUUUUUCCAUGUCAAUGUAAUGUGUGCAAUCAUUUGUUUCUUACAAACCACUGGCAUUAAUUUUCUCUUUAUCUGUCUGCUUAAAUGUAUGCAUUUUAUUAAAUAAAGAUAUACAAUGUUUGGAAUAUUA
Messenger RNA from Lepisosteus oculatus (spotted gar), 4208 nucleotides. NCBI's taxonomy places the organism in Eukaryota, Metazoa, Chordata, Actinopteri, Semionotiformes, Lepisosteidae. The record is from RefSeq and is a predicted model, not a curated record.